GAAAAAGCAAAAGCAGCUAUUUACCAGUUUUGACUCGCUAUCAGGGCAUGCAUCUCAUGCUCAAAAAAUCUUUCCUCCCAAAUUUAUUGAAUUUCAAUCUUCUGUCACAGUGAAAAAAUAAAUCCGAUUUUUCUAUCUGUUGAAGAAAACACAGUUCGAUUUUUUCUCAUUUUCUCCUUAAAAAAAGAAAAAAAGAAAAAAGAGCUCUUCUUUUGAAAUGGGAGAAGCCAUGAAAGAUCAGCAGCAGCAGCUUCUCGCUUCAGUUCGAUCCACCGUCUUCAAAGAAUCCGAAACCCUGGAAGGCAGCUGCGAGAGGAUCUCCGGCUACGAUUUCAAUCGCGGCGUUGAUUAUCCAGCCCUCAUGAAAUCAAUGGUCUCGACCGGAUUCCAGGCGUCCAAUCUCGGAGAAGCCAUCGAGAUUGUGGAUCAGAUGCUAGAUUGGAGGCUCGCGGACGAUGAACCGGCAGAAGAUUGUAGUGAAGAGGAGAGGGAAUUAGGGUUUAGGGAGUCUGUUAGAUGCAAGGUUUUUCUGGGGUUCACUUCAAAUCUCAUAUCAUCGGGCGUUCGAGAGACGGUUCGGUUUCUCGUCGAACAUCGUAUGGUAGAUGUAGUGGUUACUACUACCGGUGGUGUAGAAGAGGACAUUAUAAAAUGCCUUGCCCCCACAUAUAAAGGUGAUUUUUCGUUGCCUGGUGCUUAUUUGCGGUCAAAAGGAUUGAAUCGUAUCGGAAACUUGUUGGUGCCGAAUGACAACUACUGCAAAUUUGAGGACUGGAUCAUUCCGAUAUUUGACCGUAUGUUGCAAGAGCAGUUUGAAGAGAAUGUACUUUGGACACCAUCAAAGCUGAUAGCGCGCCUUGGAAAGGAGAUAAAUGAUGAGAGUUCAUACCUUUAUUGGGCAUUCAAGAACAACAUUCCUGUCUUCUGCCCAGGCUUAACUGACGGUUCAUUGGGCGACAUGUUGUACUUCCAUUCCUUCCGCAAACCUGGUUUAGUUAUUGAUGUUGUCCAAGACAUAAGGGCCAUGAAUGGGGAAGCUGUUCAUGCAGGUCCUAGGAAGACAGGCAUGAUAAUUCUUGGAGGGGGGCUGCCAAAGCACCACAUCUGCAAUGCCAAUAUGAUGCGAAAUGGUGCGGAUUUUGCUGUUUUUAUUAAUACAGCGCAGGAAUUUGAUGGGAGUGAUUCUGGUGCUCGUCCUGAUGAGGCUGUAUCGUGGGGAAAGAUACGGGGUUCUGCAAAAACUGUUAAAGUCCAUUGCGAUGCAACUAUAGCUUUCCCCUUACUGGUAGCUGAAACUUUUGCAAAAAAGGUGAAGAAAUCUGCUGACACGGGGCAUGAUUCUAUUGUUGCUGUCAGAUUCUAGCUGCACUAACCUUACCUUGAAGCUCGUACAAGGAAGUGGGAUCUGUCACAUCUAGCAAUCCAGAUCAUAGAUCUGAUUGGCCUUGCCUUGGAUGGGGAAUGACCCAAAAAUCUCCCGAAUUAGAAGAUCAGAGACUUCAAAUCUUAGGCCUUCUUUCAGAUGAAUGUGGAUGGGUCCUAUGUACUGUUCUUAAUUGCUUAUUUGCAUGCAAGGGAUUGAAGGGUUAAAAUAGUUUCAUUGGGAGAUUUGUUGGGUGUGCCAAUCCACAGUGGGGGCAAUUGGAUUAACAUUUUGGUCACCGAAUUGUUGGCACAUGCAGUUUUCUUUAAUAUGGUGGAUGAGAGCGGAAGAGAUGAAAAUGCGAUAUCGCAAUGGACAACAGCAAGAAGGAUGAUAGCAUAUCGUUCAACAGAAUCAUGAUAGUGUUUAGGAAUGUAACUUUAUACGAAGUGUGAAUGUGCUCAUAUGAUUUUUUUUAAUCAACAACAAUUUCUUUAACCUUUAAUUAAUGUCUUGAUUUACUUCA
Molecule: messenger RNA, 1889 nt
Organism: Magnolia sinica
Lineage: Eukaryota; Viridiplantae; Streptophyta; Magnoliopsida; Magnoliales; Magnoliaceae
Product: deoxyhypusine synthase
Exons: 8
Coding region: 218-1363 (381 amino acids)
Biological process (GO): peptidyl-hypusine biosynthetic process
Cellular component (GO): cytoplasm
Molecular function (GO): deoxyhypusine synthase activity
Source: RefSeq, a predicted model, not a curated record